AUGAACGGUGGCAGAUUUGAUUUUGAUGAUGGUGGUACUUAUUGCGGAGGUUGGGAAGAAGGUAAAGCUCACGGACAUGGCGUUUGCACAGGUCCUCAAGGCAAGGGCGAAUAUGCCGGAGCUUGGCAUUAUGGUUUCGAGGUAUCUGGAAUUUAUACAUGGCCAUCUGGGAACACUUACCAAGGUCAAUGGCAAAACGGGAAACGACAUGGGCUCGGAGUCGAGCAACGUGGUCGUUGGAUAUAUAAGGGUGAGUGGACUCAAGGAUACAAAGGUAGAUAUGGACAUCGGUUAUCAAUGACUUCACAGGCUAGAUAUCAGGGUACCUGGUCCGCAGGGUUUCACGAUGGUUAUGGUACGGAAACUUACGUCGACGGAGGUGCUUAUCAAGGACAAUGGUUACGUGGUAUGCGACACGGAUACGGUAUCCGGAAAAGUGCUCAACAUAGUAUAGCUGCGAAGUUUCGAUCUCGGUCACGUACAAAUGCAUCUCUCACUUCACUGAGGUCUGAAUAUGGCGAGAGUGAAAAGAACGAGAAGAAUUACGAUGAAGCAGAUGAGAGUCGGGGUGGUUUUGUGCUGAAAGCUUGUAGUAAAGCGCCCACCAGGCGUCGGUCUCUUUCGGAGCGUUCACUAGCCGUUAAACGAACGAUUCUAAGUGGCUUACGAAUCAAAAAACAACAUUCAACCGGUGACAUACAUCAGCGUGUUACUACCGGAAGUUUAAGGUCAAGCGGUAGCACAGUCAGCUGUACAUCGGUUGAAUCAGAACACCGGCAAGGACGGGAGAAUCUGAUCGUAUCUCAAGAAGAUAAAAUUGAUCCGAAUACGACUGAAGUUUACAAGGGUGAGUGGAAAAAUGAUAAACGAUGUGGAUUUGGAAUUGGUGAACGAAGUGAUGGCCUGAAAUAUGAGGGGGAAUGGUUUAACAAUCGAAAAUGUGGUUAUGGGAUUACAACUUUUAGAGAUGGACGGAGGGAAGAAGGAAAAUACAAAAAUAAUGUAUUAGUAUGCUCAAACCGUAAGAAGGGAUUGCUAUUUGUACGCUCAUCAAGAUUGAAAGAACGUGUUGGAAAUGCUGUUGAAGCUGCCAAUCGUGCUGCCACUAUUGCUCAACAGAAAGCAGACAUAGCUGUAUCACGAACAGCAACAGCUAAGGAACGUUCGGAGCAAGCCGACUACAUAGCAUUACAAGCUCGUGAAGAUGCUGAUACAGCUAGGUUGUGUGCGAAGCAGUUCGUUCCAGAGUUCAGGCAACUCAGUACAGAGGCGAUUCGAAUGCAAAUGAACUGCUUGCAACAGCAGCAUAGUGCUGCUACUACUACUAACGCGAAUCAUGUCUCUUUCGAUUCACCGCCCACUUCUAAAAGUUCUCAUGAAUCACGCGACCUCUCCGACGAACUUGUCAUCUUGAAUUCUCCUUCUUUACCAGGUGCCACAGCGGAUGUUACUUACUCAUCGUCACAACAACCGCAAACUUUAGGUGGUACAAUAUACCAACCUCAGCAGCUAAUGGUCAAUAUGAGUUCCUAUCAGCAAGGAAUUAUGGCUAAUUCAGAUAUCGAUUACACAUCGUCAUCAUUGCAGCAGCAUCAUCAGUCAUCCAAUCCAGGUGGCUAUCAAAGUAGUUCUGGAUUUCAGGCUAGCAAUGUAUCUUCAGUCUACCAGCAACAACAGCAAAAUGUUAAUUCGGUUGGUUAUGCGGGUCCACAGCAAACUUCCGUAUUUGGUCCAACUUCUUAUCAAGUGUUGCCAAGUGUUUCUUCAUCACAUAAGAUUGUUAGCGGUUAUCAGCCCUCUACUCAACUUCCUGUUAUUUCGGGUACACCUUCACCGGUCGUUCAGAUUCCCUACAUUUCAUCCUCUUCAUCGUAUCAUCCAAAUACAGUGCCUCAUUAUAAUGUCAAAGUAUCGCAUCAAUAUCAACAGAAACAGCAACAUCAUCAUCAGAAUGUUCAUGCUUCAUAUCCAGGUACAAAAUUUGCAAUAUCAGACCAGCAGUCGUUUAUUUUUCAUUCCGAUAUCACAUCUUUAGAGCAACCGAAUAACACCACUUCUAAUAUUGCUGGUGGAUUACAACAGCGUCAGUUCAGUAAUGGCACUACAGAUCCACGUUCCAAUCAAAAUAGCAGUCCAGCUUCUUCCAGAAGUUUAUUGCAGAAUACGAAUACAACUCAAAGCAGUUCACGAAUGUCUCUCAAUGAUGAUCACUACGAUCAGUACAUGAUGUUUGCAAAUACUAGCAGAAAUGGAUUAGUGCAGAGGAAUAGGCCUUCACUCACGAGACAACCUUUCGCUGUGCAUGAUAUUUCACAGAAUUUAUAUAGGCGGUCGACGUUGGCAACAGCUAGUGAUAAACGAUUAGAAAAUGUUGUGAGACGAGGACGAGGAGGAAGUAGCAGCGGUGGUGAUGGAUUCGAAGAAUUGGAAGGACGAGGUUCGUUGCCAAAUCUGGUCGAACUUGAAAUAUCUGGGGUGCAUUUAAGGAGAGAGGAAGCAGCACGACUUGCUUCGCAACAGCGUCAAGAGUUGCAGCGCCUUCUUGAAGAAGAACAGUUAUUGCGUAGUAAUCCUCUUCGAUAUUUGUUUCAUCCCGCUUUUAGGGCAUGGAUAAUACGGUGGAAAAUGCCACUGGUGCUUUCAAUGGCGAAUAUUUUCCUGUUAAUGGUUUUCUAUAAUCUUCUCACUUACGAAAAACGGACGCGUGAACGUCGAUGA
This is a messenger RNA of Cercopithifilaria johnstoni, 2718 nucleotides long. Lineage: Eukaryota; Metazoa; Nematoda; Chromadorea; Rhabditida; Onchocercidae. The record is from the annotation of a GenBank genome assembly.